Phalaenopsis equestris is the source of this 398-nucleotide messenger RNA. RefSeq names its product probable flavin-containing monooxygenase 1. The annotation marks the transcript as partial. The record is from RefSeq and is a predicted model, not a curated record. NCBI's taxonomy places the organism in Eukaryota, Viridiplantae, Streptophyta, Magnoliopsida, Asparagales, Orchidaceae. Gene Ontology annotation, molecular function: NADP binding; flavin adenine dinucleotide binding; N,N-dimethylaniline monooxygenase activity. The transcript has a single exon.
AGUAACAGCCCAAUCCUCAUAAAAAAAACUACUAUGAACAACUCUCCUCAUCUUUUUCACCCAAAUCGUAGCUAAAACUCCUAUAAACUCCGCAGGGAGAUGAAGAGAGCUUAGCAGCCAUGGAAUCCAAGAAGAGAGUCUGCAUCAUCGGCGCCGGCAUCAGCGGCCUCACAACCUGCAAACACUUGUUGCACAGAGGAUUCCGGCCGGUGGUCUUCGAGGCCCAGUCAAGCAUCGGCGGCUUGUGGAGGAACACGCCGGCCUCGACACGGCUUCAGUCUCCGAGAUGGGAUUACCAAUUCUCCGACUUCCCGUGGCCGGAGAAGGUGACCGAGGUCUGUCCUAAUAAUAGGCAGGUGAUGGAGUAUAUAGAAUCAUAUGCUCUGCAAUUCGAUCUU